Austrofundulus limnaeus is the source of this 1633-nucleotide messenger RNA. RefSeq names its product forkhead box E3 (gene foxe3). The record is from RefSeq and is a predicted model, not a curated record. Gene Ontology annotation, biological process: regulation of transcription by RNA polymerase II; cell differentiation; anatomical structure morphogenesis. Gene Ontology annotation, molecular function: DNA-binding transcription factor activity, RNA polymerase II-specific; RNA polymerase II cis-regulatory region sequence-specific DNA binding. Lineage: Eukaryota; Metazoa; Chordata; Actinopteri; Cyprinodontiformes; Rivulidae. The transcript has a single exon. Bases 213 to 1448 code for a protein of 411 amino acids.
AUGAGUUUUUUUGGUGGGUGGUGAUGAGUCCUUGUGCGUCAGCCGGUGGCGUCACUCCUGCCCGGUCCUAAAACUGUCAGCGCCUUCCUCUCACCUGGACUGACACGCACCACUGAAGGCCGGCCAGGAGCUCGUUUUCGGCCGCACCAAAAGGUCAGAGCUGCUUCCUCCGUCUUCCUCCGCUGAAUCUUUUAGGCCACACCGCGUCUUUUAUGACUCUGGCAAAUUAUUCCUACUUCUCUGGCAUGAUGUGCAACAUGAGCGCAGAGCCGUCGCCAGCAGAGGCCAGCCCUGUGGUCAUGUCUCCACACAUGGGUCUGGACUCUCCGCUGCCUCCGGCGCCUCUGACGCUGCAGGCCCGGCCCAAGGACAACGUUCUGAUCAAGUCUGAGCCCCGGGGGGGCAGCCCCGGCACGGAGGACGGAGGCGCUCCGGGUCAGACCGAGGAGCACCUGCCGGCCGGGAGCCGCCGCAGGAAGAGGCCGGUCCAGAGGGGCAAACCCCCCUACAGCUACAUCGCGCUCAUCGCCAUGGCCAUCGCCAACUCCCCGGAGAGGAAGCUCACCCUGGGGGGCAUUUACAAGUUCAUCAUGGAGCGCUUCUCUUUCUACAGGGAGAACUCCAAGAAGUGGCAGAACUCCAUCCGACACAACCUGACCCUGAACGACUGCUUUGUGAAGAUCCCCAGGGAGCCCGGCAGACCCGGGAAGGGCAACUACUGGACCCUGGACCCGGCGGCGGAGGACAUGUUUGAUAACGGGAGCUUCCUGAGGAGACGGAAGAGGUUCAAGCGCACGGAUGUGAGCACCUACCCCGGUUAUAUGCAGAGCUCCAGCGCCUUUACCCCCACACCGAUGGGCCGGCCGCCGUACCCCAACACCCUGUACGCGGGGAUCGGCUCAGGCUACGGGUCCCAGCUGACAGCCGCGUCCCCGCACCCGGCCAUGAUGCACCACUACCAGACCCCCUCCUCCGGGGUGGGCCAGGGAGGACAGCCGCGCAUGUUCAGCAUCGACAACCUCAUCAGCCAGCAGACAGGGGGGGUGCAGCAGGGCGCGGACCUGAACCCUCAAACCCUGGGUCUGGCCGAGUUGGGCGCGAUGACCCCCAGCUGCGCAGUGACCGGGCCCGAGUCGUGCUUCCAGAACCAAACUGUCAACCCGAACAUGCUGGGCAGAAACAACCUGACCUCCGGRUACCAGUACUCCUCCUCCUCCUCCUCGGCCUCCCCUCCGAGCCUGCCCUCCUCCUUGAGCCAGGCCGGCUUCUCCCCGGGGGGCUCGCAGGUGUACUGCCCGGGGAACCGGCUGUCCCUGCCGGGCCUGCGCCACGGCGCGUGCUCGGAGCACCCGGAGCAGCUGCUGGGCCUGUCCGCCCCCAUGAACUCCUACAACAACAGCUACAUGAGGCAGGGCAGCUUCGGCUCAGGCCUGGACAGGUACAUGUGACUCUGACUGCUGACUUUAACAUUCACACAGAACACAUCCAUCUGGUUUCUCCUCAGAGGAAAACGGUCCUUUUUCAACUUAAAGCCAUGUCGACACAUUUCACACAGUCCACCACGUGUUCCUGUUUUAUUUACAACUUGUUUUUAUCUUUACAUGUUGUGUGUGUUUUUUUAGUUUUGAUAUUU